AAAAGACUGAGCAAUUUUAUGUGAAGGGGACCCUUAAAUUGAGCAAGAAACUGCAGCAACCUCAGUGUUGGGGAAUGAAACCGGAUGGGGUUACCAUGGACACCACAGAGCCCAUUGAAGCUGCGGAGUUCUCCAUGUCGCAGGACAACGCAAUAGAGCGAGCCGUUUCUCCGCCGGAGCAAGCCGAGAAUGAAGUUUCACCUGAAGAUGCUACAAAGACCAACGGGGGACCAGACCCCCAAGUUGAACUACAAGCUUUUAACCCCGAAAAUGAGGCUGCCGCAAAAACACACGCGUCCUCAAGAUCUGGAUCCCAACCGCGUACUGCUGCCUCACAUCAGCUUGUAAAUAUCACGCAGUCUUCUGCGAACAAUACGAACUCUGCCGAGAAAACUGCAGCAAAGCCACCUGUAGCGGGGCCUGCCCCCAAAAGACCAGUCAACGUUGCAACGGUUGCGCCCACCGCCAAGACCCCGACCAGGGUGACUCAAAGGAGGCCCGCUGGAAACGGACCAUCUCGGACUACAUCAAGUGCUACUGCGACAAACGGUUCCAAGCCCGCAACCCUCAAUGGAAGUCGCAAUAAGAGGACAGCCGCUGAUAAUGUUAGCGCAGCUAAAGUCAAAAGUUCUGUAACUGUCAGCAGAUCAGCAGCCUCCACUGCGCCGAAACCAAGCACUUUUGCUGCUGCCAGAGUUGACAGCGGUGCUGUUCCAAAGAACAAAAGGCCUCCUAUUGUCCCCUUGGCGUCUCGAGUGGCAUCAUCUGCGUCCAGGGCUGGUAGCACCCUUGUAACCAGAGCACCCGCUAGUGCAGCGCCUGCUUCUUCAGCAUCACGAUCAGCGCCAUCAACGUCCAGGGCGGGUGGUAAUGUUGCUCCCAGGCCGACCAACAAUGUUGCUUCCAGGCCGACCAGCAGUGCGAGUAGCAGAACUGCUGCGUCGAGAGUUACCACAGUACCCUCUACUGGCAGGAGCACAGCAACACAGCCUCACCCAGCUGCUGCCACAAAGAAAGAUGUCAGUCGGCCACCUUCUACUGCAGUUGCAAAAAGGCCUGCUGCUUCAUCAUUUGCCGUCAAAAAGCCUGAACCCACUAAACCUCCAGUCACCGGAAAACCCACUUCUGCCUUCAAAUUGGCCGCUAUGCCUGUAAAAGCGGAUCCAAAGGUGUCACAACCUAAAACCCAACAACAUGCAAACCCUGGUCCCGCCAAGUAUUCCAGUAUGACUUCUCCAAAGCUUCCGGCAGCUAGCAAAAAACCACUGAGAAGAACCCCGCCUGCUUCUCCAGCUAACAUAUCCAGAAACGGCAGCACAGCAAUGGCAAAACACGAAACCAAACCCACUCAGGCAGUGGUUCCUUUUUCGGCCGUUGUCAAGAAGACAAAAAAAUCCCAAUGCAACCCCUCUCUAAGGACACAGAGAAAUGCUGGUGCAGCACUAACAAAUGCAACACCAGCGGUAGAAUUAGCAAAACUAAUGGCGGCUGUACCCAAAGAAGCAUCUACAGCUACCUCUGUACCAGAGGUGGUCCCGCCUCAAGCUACUGCAGUGCCUCCGGCUUCUCAGAGUCCUUUGGCUGUUUGCUCUCCUCCACGUAGCCCCGUCCCUCCAGCAUCUCCAGCAAUACCUCCACCCCAGGAACAAAGUGAAAAUGAUGCUCCUUCAGCACAACAGCAGCCGGUGUCAACAACUGUGGCGCUGCAAACACCCAAAGUGGCCUCUCUGCCAGAGAUACCCAGCCAGUCUAUCAAUGUGUCUUCAGACCAGACUACUUUCAUAUCAAAAGCCGCUUCGACUGCGCUAAAGUCGGUCAUUCAGGUAGCUCCUCCCAGCAAUCUAAAUGAUGAGGAAGACGAAGAGGAAAGAGAAGGAAGUCAGCUGGUUUCAGUUUCCGAAAUGAGCGGGACCACACAACCCACCGAGGAGUCGCGUCCCGGGUCGGCUGGACCGUUGGGCGGCUCCGCUUGGAGGGCAGGUGGCGCCUUCCUGUCUGAGCUGGACUCGCUUAGUGGGAGCCAGCAGGGGGCGUCGGAGUUGAGCGCCUCCCGGUGUCCUGGAAGGCACUGAGAGCAUGGAUG
This is a messenger RNA of Phycodurus eques (leafy seadragon), 2083 nucleotides long. RefSeq names its product mucin-19-like. NCBI's taxonomy places the organism in Eukaryota, Metazoa, Chordata, Actinopteri, Syngnathiformes, Syngnathidae. The transcript is spliced from 5 exons. The coding region runs from base 75 to 2072 and encodes 665 amino acids. The record is from RefSeq and is a predicted model, not a curated record.